This is a messenger RNA of Armigeres subalbatus, 1548 nucleotides long. RefSeq lists its product as uncharacterized. The transcript has 3 exons. NCBI's taxonomy places the organism in Eukaryota, Metazoa, Arthropoda, Insecta, Diptera, Culicidae. The record is from RefSeq and is a predicted model, not a curated record. The coding region runs from base 1 to 1548 and encodes 515 amino acids.
AUGGAGCAGCAACAACUGCAAAAGGCGUAUCUCACCUCCCGGAGGACCACGAUGAUUACCGCGCUGGGUCGGGCAGAGGCAUUUGUGGCUGAUUUCGACGAGCAACGCGACCAAGGGCAGGUCGCAAUUCGGCUGGAGUACCUGAACAACAUGUGGACAACGCUGGAGGAGGUGCAAGGGCAGUUGGAGGACAUUGAGUGUGGUGAACAAGCCUUCCACAAGUUUCAUUCCUUGAGAGCAGCUCUGACAUGCGAAGCGGCUCCGCUCAUUGCGUCCCUUGCGAGUUGCUCAGCGAAUUACAACCUGGCUUGGCAAACAUUGGUGCACAUGUACGCCAGUGAAUACCUGUUGAAGAAACGGCAUCUCCAAGCACUGUUCGAAAUCAACUCGCGUCACACCAAGAUCCUGUGUCAACUAGGUGAACCAACGGAGUCCUGGAGCACCAUCCUAGAACAUCUAUUGUGCACAAAACUCCCUGACGACACGCUGAAAGCCUGGGAAGAGUACGCAUCAACCUCUAGCAACCCGAACUACGACUGCUUGAUCGAGUUUCUUCAGCGUCGUAUGCGCGUUUUGGAGUCCAUUCUGGUGAACCAUCAUCAACCCGCAUCCGUUCCAAACGUGUCAUCUCAUUCCUCCAAAAGGGCUCCCAAUUUCCGUGUAUCAUGUGCUUCUACUUCCAAUUCCGCCUGCAAAUGUCCAGCUUGCAAUCAAGAUCAUCCGCUUAUGAAGUGUGCAAGGUUCAAUCAGCAGUCUCAUUCCGAACGGCUGCGUUUCGUAUCGAGCAAGCACCUGUGUCACAAUUGCCUUAAAAGUGAUCACAUUGCUCGUAAUUGCUCAUCAACUUACAGCUGCAAGCAUUGCCGUAAACGCCAUCAUACGAUGCUGCAUUCCGGUGACGUCACUAGAUCUGUAAACGAUUCGCCUUCCACUCGCACGUCUAUGUCGACGCAAGCUAUUCAGUCUGCUGCUUCAUCCGUUGCGGAAUCAGUUCCCCGAUCAUCCGUCGUAAAUGUUGAAGAGUGUUCCAGAGUCGUUGCCAGUGCCUCCGCUCCACAAUCUCGAGAAGACGUUUUUCUGCUGACGGUACUGGUGAAGGUAGUCGAUGCAUACGGACAAGACCACAUAGCACGUGUUCUGCUCGACAGUGCCUCUCAACCAAAUCUCAUCACGGAUCGUCUGGCACGACGAUUGCACUUGAAGCGGACUUCUGUGAACGUGACAAUUCAGGGAGCUGGAAAUACUUCAAAGAAAGUGAAGGAAUCAAUCUUUGCUCGAAUCAAAUCGCGGAACGACAGUUUUGAAUGCGGUGUGGACCUACUGUUAAUGGAUACCUUGACUGCAGAUCUUCCAGCACAAGAUAUAUGCAUCGCAGACUGGCAGAUUCCUCAAAAUUUGUCAUUGGCCGAUCCCAUGUUCAAUAAGAGCCAACAGAUUGACAUGGUUCUGGGCGCAAAACACUACCACUCUUUCUUUCCAAGUACUGCUCGUCUUCAGUUGGCCGACAAUCUUCCGACACUGGUAGACAAAGCGUUUUCGGUUGGGUAG